AUGGCAUCUCAGAGAUGUGUCGUUCCUACGGCAAAGACCUUACCGCCAUUGCUGCCGUUAUGUGAUACUAAAGUUGAAAUUGUAAACGGAGGAUAUGGCAUUAAGAAUCCCCUAUUGAAGGCAGAGAUGCUUCCUGCUGAAAACUUGAUCAAGAGCAGUUCAGCGGAAAAGAAACCUCUGGUCUGUAGCAUUUGUCGCAAAGAAUUCAUGUUGAAGCGACUGUUACAACGUCAUGCAAAAUGUCACUCGGAAAUCAAGCGCUACCUUUGCACGUUUUGUGGCAAGGGCUUCAACGACACGUUCGAUCUAAAGAGGCACACAAGGACGCACACCGGAGUCAGACCCUAUAAAUGCGACCUCUGCGACAAGUCGUUCACUCAAAGAUGCUCGUUGGAGUCCCAUUUGAAAAAGUUGCACGGAGUUCAGCACAACUAUGCCCACAAGCAGCGUCGAAGCAAGGUAACCUGCUGA
Soboliphyme baturini is the source of this 471-nucleotide messenger RNA. The record is from the annotation of a GenBank genome assembly. NCBI's taxonomy places the organism in Eukaryota, Metazoa, Nematoda, Enoplea, Dioctophymatida, Soboliphymatidae.